CUCAGAAAUGCUAUUACACACAUACUGACUCACUGACACACACACACAUGAACACACACUCAGACUCGCGCUCUCGAGCACAUCUACACGCGCUGCCACAGCAGUGCGCUUCAACACGCUUCUGUGCGCAACACCAAUUCCUCUCCCGCCUGGCAGUUUGGACAAAACUUGCUGCCUCCUGGGUAUGACUGAACGACUAAGAAGAUAGCAGAACUCUUAAACUCGGAGGGCUGCAGGCGAUUAAGGGAGAAGUCCCUGCGGAAACCUCUAUCAAAGCAUCGGAGACCAAUAAGGCAAUGGAGCGCAAUAACGCACGCAAAUCUGAGACGGCUUUAUAACGGAAUACAGUUGAAGAUCUCUAAUUUAGUUUUGUUUGAAGAAAAGCAGGCUGGUUUAUGUCAAAGCAUGACUUUUUAGGAUGAAUACAUGAAAUAGAUCAUGUUUUGCACACUCUGCAUUUGCUGUGCGCAAUGGGCUCAACAGAACUGCAUUUGAAUAUGAAAUUCUGAGCAUUAUCUAGACAAAAAAGGCUGGUUUUAUAUUAUUUUCUCAUUCUGGUUUGUCAUUUGUUCUUUGGAGAAGAUCACUAGUUGAACACAGCUCACUUCUUCAAGCACAUUUCGGAAAGAUGGAUUUCUGGAUAUCUCACCAAGGGAUUGCAUUUCUCUUUUGCUUCGUUCUGAAAGUCAGCGCAAAAGACAUUGAGACAUGUGGAGGCCACCUGGAUGCCAGCGGAGCCGGCUACAUCACAUCUCCAGGAUACCCUCUGGAAUACCCGCCCCAUCAGAACUGUCAGUGGGUGAUCAGUGCACCCGAACCCUCACAGCGCAUCAUGCUCAACUUCAACCCCCACUUUGAGCUGGAACGACUGGACUGCAGGUAUGACUUCAUCGAGAUCCGAGAUGGGAAUUCGGAGUCUGCAGACCUGCUGGGCAAACACUGCAGUAACAUCGCUCCUCCUGCCAUCAUCUCCUCCGGUCCCUUCAUCCACAUCAAGUUUGUGUCUGAUUACGCACACCAGGGUGCUGGUUUCUCCCUGCGCUACGAGAUCUACAGGACUGGAGCUGAGCACUGUUUCCGUAAUUUCAGUUCCCCAACCGGAGUGAUUGAGUCUCCGGGUUUCCCUGACAAGUAUCCUCAUAAUUUGGAGUGCUCCUUCAUCAUCAUCGCUCCUCCUCAGACUGAGGUCACUCUCACCUUCCAGACCUUCGACCUGGAGAAUGACCCUCUGCUGAUGGGGGAAGGAGAGUGCAAAUACGACUGGCUCGACGUCUGGGACGGUCUGCCGCAAGUGGGACCUUUGAUCGGACGAUACUGUGGCACGAAGAUCCCUCCAAAGAUCCAGUCCUCCACGGGCCUUCUGUCGCUGUCCUUCCACACUGACAUGGCUGUGGCCAAAGACGGAUUCUCAGCCAGAUAUAACAUGACCCACAAGGAAGUUAGUGACACUUUUCACUGCAGCAAUGCGUUUGGACUGGAGUCUGGGAAGAUCUCUGAUGAUCAGAUUUCGGCCUCCACCUCGUUUUAUGACGGACGCUGGCAGCCUCGUCAGGCCCGUCUGAACAACGAGGACAACGCCUGGACGCCCAGUGAGGACAGCAACAAGGAGUACAUACAGGUGGAUCUUCAGUUCCUCAAGGUUCUGACCGGCAUCGCUACUCAAGGAGCCAUUUCCAAAGAGACCCAGAAGUCCUACUACGUCACAACCUUCAAGCUGGAAGUCAGCACUAAUGGAGAGGACUGGAUGUUUUAUCGGCACGGCAAAAACCACAAGAUGUUCCAUGCCAACACUGACCCGUCGGAGGUGGUUUUGAAUCGUAUCCCACAGCCUGUUCUGGCCCGCUUUGUUCGUAUUCGACCACAGACGUGGAAUAAUGGCAUUGCACUUCGCUUUGAGCUUUAUGGCUGCCAGAUUACAGAUGCUCCUUGUUCAGAGCUCCAGGGAAUGCUGUCAGGACUCCUCCCGGACUCCCAGAUCUCAGCCUCCUCAAUGCGAGAUCUCCACUGGACCCCGGGAGCAGCUCGUCUGGUGGCGAGUCGAUCGGGAUGGUUUCCCAGUCCUGCUCAGCCUAUAGCUGGAGAAGAGUGGCUCCAGGUGGACCUCGGGACACCCCGGACGGUGCGAGGAGUGAUAACUCAAGGAGCACGAAGCGGCGAUGGAGGAACCAGCUCAGAGAACCGGGCUUUCGUACGGAAGUACCGCCUCGCACACAGCCUCAACGGGAAAGACUGGAACUUUGUGAUAGAUAGCAAGACUAGCAUGGCCAAGCUUUUUGAGGGGAACACGAACUAUGACACCCCAGAGCUGCGUCGGUUUGAGGAGCUGCCGGCUCAGUUUAUCCGCAUCUAUCCAGAGCGCUGGUCUCCGGCAGGCAUCGGAAUGAGAAUGGAAGUAUUGGGCUGCAACCUGCCAGAAACCUCCACACCAGCGCUAGAGACGAGCAAACCAACACAACCGACUUCUGCUGAAACCAGCACUACACAGAAACCCAGUCCAGUAACCAGCGCUGCCCUGCCGUCUCACAAAGGACUGUGUGAUUUUGAGCAGGGAUUGUGUGGUUGGACCCUCGACACGGAUUCUGACCUCAGCUGGGUUAUGCACAGCUCAAGCAAAAGCACCGCCUUGGGUCAAAGUCAAGAUCUCUCCAUGGGCUCAAACAGUUUGGGAAACUACCUGUACAUCGAGGCCAGACCAGAGACGCAGGGACAGAAAGCUCGUAUCUUCAGCCCGGGUGUGGAUCCAGACACGGGACCCCUGUGCCUGAUAUUUUCCUACCAGCUGGAGGAUCAGGGCACUCUGAGGGUCCUGCUGCAGAACAAACAGCAGGAGGAGACUCUGCUGUGGUCCCUCAGCGGAGACCAGCAGCCCAUCUGGAGGGAAGGACGCACCAUUAUUCCUCGAUCCCCCGAUGAGUUAAAGGUGGUAAUCGAAGGAUUUUUCGAGGGCACCAAAGGCCACAUUUGGAUUGAUAACAUUCACAUGAGUGGGAACACACCGCUGGAAGAGUGCACUCAGCCGUACUCCGCGUUUCCUCCAGAUAUGAUCGGGGGAGCCCUACCUGGCAAGAGUGAGCCAACAAUAGAUCCGCUGUCAAUACCGCCCAUUUUGCCCAACUGGUAUUACAUAAUUGCUGGUGGAGGAGCCAUCUUGUUCCUGGUCAUUAUCAUUGUCAUGGCCAUUUGCUGUCGUCAUCUUACGGCCAGGAGGAACCAACCUACAAUGGCUUACUACAGUCCUCACAAUGCACACUAUCCCAACGGUGGUGUUCACAGGCCUGGAACGGCACCUAAAUUGACUGUAUGGGUCGAGAAGGGCGAUGGGAAUUCCUACUGGUGAGAAACACUGGAUAAUGUUUUAGAGGUUUGCCUGCAAAUUGUGGACUUCAUUGAAGAAGCAGAUCUCAGAGAGUUGGAGGAGAUGCUCCCAGAUGCGUUGGAUGCGUCCUACUUCAAUACUUCUGUCUCCCAGUUAGUUUCUUGUUGUUUUCUUUCUUGGAUACCAGCGAUCCUGUCUUACUGGUGUGCUCCGCUUGUUUACCAGCUCGUACUCUUCUCCAAGAGCGAAUCUGUAUCCAGCCUCACGUUGGAUGCCUCAAGAAGAUGUGCUAUCCUAUGACCUUAAUCACUGAUCCUGGACUGACUUGUUGAUCCAGUGUGCUGUACGUAUGUUAAAUCAAUAUGAUCAGGACAUUGAGGAGCUGUUGUGGACAUGCUGCCCGACACAAUGUUUGACUAGUCGCUGAGGUUGAUUAUGAGUAUGUCUUUACCUAUAGUAGAACAUGGGAACAGACCUUUGGUGAAAGAGAGAACGCAGAGCUCCAAUGCUGAGAAUGUGCUUCUUGGGCACUUUUUGAAUACAACGCAAGCAUGAUUUAAAUAAUAAUAAGGGAAGGCGAAGUAUCGCUUAAAAGGUUUCUGCAUGUAAACAACUUGAGUUAUGUCUGAUGAGCGGAGAGCCCACCUAAGAGGAAUUUAGCCAAUGCUGUUCAACAUGAAAUUGAGUUUAAACACUGUAGAAUAAUUAAAACACAAUAGAUUAUGACUUCAAAAUCCUUCAGUAAUUGCAAAUUACACAAGAUUUAAAAAGUAACCACUGGCAACCAAGUGACAGGUUAAUGCCAUUUGGCAACAAUGAUUUGAAAUAUUUAAAGAUUAUGACUAUAUGAUGAAAUUACAUAAGAUUUAAAAAGUGACCAUUGGCAACCAAGUGGCAGGUUAAUGCCAUUUGUCAACAAUGUAAUGUAACCACAAAAGAUUUGAAAGGUAAACAUUCGGAUUCCCGAUCAAAAAGCCUCAUCCAAUUAAAGCUAGUUGUCAAUUACUGAAAAAACCGCUUCAAUAAAUGCUAACAGCAUCUUUGAAAUGUAACCACUGACUCUGUCUCAGUCAAAAAGCCUUAAGUUAAACAUUUUAAAGUUACCAUUUGCAUCGGCAUUCACAAUAAAUAUAAUACAAAACUCCUCAAAUUUGAUGAGACAGUUUAAUGCCAGUUUUACGCAGCAUUAAUUACUGUCAUUCAUAAUGUAAUUACACAUUCAUUCAUUUUCAUUUCCGCUUAGUCCCUUUAUUAAUCUGGGGUCUCCACAGCGGAAUGAACCGCCAACUUAUCCAGCACGUUUUUACGCAGCGGAUGCCCUUCCAGCCGUAACCCAUCACUGGGAAACAUCCAUUCACAUUCAUUCACACACAUACACUACGGACAAUUUAGCCUACCCAGUUCACCAACAGCACAUGUCUUUGGAGUGUGAGGGAAACCGGAGCACCCGGAGGAAUCCCAUGAAAACACAGGGAGAACAUGCAAACUCCACACAGAAAUGCCAACUGACCCAGCCGAGACUCGAACCAGCGACCUUCUUGCUGUGAGGCAACAGCACUACCUACUGUGCCACCGCGUCGCCCUUCGUAAUCACACAUUAUUAAAUGUAAUUGUAAACAGUGGCAUUAUAAUUUCUGUGGACAGAUAAAUGCCAGCAUGCAGUAACAUAAAGGCUGCUAACCGGAAAUGGCAAAUAGAGCUGAAAAAUCGCCAUUGUGUUGAGAUUCUCAGUCUCAAAUGUCUUUAAAAGUAUACGGAAAAAGAGUAAUGCCAGUUGUCAAUAACUUAAACGUACUGCUUCAAGAAUCACAAAUUAGGAAAGACUUGAAAAGUAAGCACUAAAGAAGGAUUAAAUAUUAAUUCGAAAUAAUAUUAACUCAUUAAAUAUUUCAGUAGAGAAAUUAAUGCCCCUUGUCAAUAAUUUAAAGAUCGAUUCUCUUCCGUACGUUCACACCGAAAGCGGCGAGAGCGUCAAAGUAGCCGGAAGUCAUUCAUUUUCAAUGAGAGCCGGUGGCAAGGAGCGGCGCGUCUUCGCCGGUGUGGCCGUUGAGGAGAGUUGAAAUCAAGUCAACUUUAUGGUAAUGAGCUAUGACACGGUUCGGCGGCAAGCAAUCAGAAUAGAGAAGUCCACCGCUUGAGAGGAGUUCAGAGAACACAGACCUGUGAACUUUGGUUCUGACCACAGUUGUUCCCACAAGGGUUUGUUUUAGUGCGGACACCGGAUUUCCAAUUAUUUAUUUACUAUGUUUUCUUACAGGAACAGGCAUUAAAUAAGUUACUGACGAGUUACUGAUGUGCAUUAAUGUAUAUAUAUUUAUCUUUAAAAACGCGGGAAUCUCAUGCGACAGUACAAAACAGUUUUGCUGCUUCAGGAUAUUUCAGACAUAUAGACACAUUGGAUAAUUAAGUGGAGCAAAACCACACCACAUGCAACUUGAUCUUCCAUUGUUAAAUUAAUUUGAUAAGAAAUGCGCAACAUUUUCAUGCUAGAGAGCAUGUUUUACGCAGGAAUGUACCUGAUAUGCUGCAACAACCACUUUAAAUACGAGAUCAAUGUAGCGAUUUUUGACGCUCUCGCCGCCGGAGCUGAAGGAAGACAGCGUUGUCGCCAGCAACCUUGGACGCUUUCAACUCUUUCGGUGUGAACGCACAGUUACUGCAAACAAUGACGGAUUUCAAAAUGAACCAUUCACAUUGAGAUUCAUUCAUUUUCCUUCGGCUUAGUCCCUUUUAUUCAUCUGGGGUCGCCACAGCGAAAUGAACCGCCAACUUAUCCAGCAUAUGUUUUACACAGCGGAUGCCCUUCCAGCUGCAACCCAGUACUGGGAAACACCCAUACACACUCAUUCACACACAUACACUAGGGCCGAUUCAGCUUAUUCAAUUCACCGCAUGUUUUUGGACUGUGGGGGAAACCGGAGCACCCGGAGGAAACCCAUGCCAACAUGGGGAGAACAUGCAAACUCUACACAGAAAUGCCAACUGGCCCAGCCGGGACUUGAACCAGCAACCUUCUUGCUGUGAGGCGACAGUGCUAACCACUGAGUUACCGUGCUGCCUCACAUUGAGAUUCCCAUUAAAUAAUAAUAAUAGAAAACUCUAAAAUACUCUGCAAACACACAUGCAGGCUCUAUCCUGAUAUGCAAUGCUUUUCAUCAUCCGUUCAGUCAUGGAUGGAUAAAAUCAGGUCACAUCUUACAGUUUUGUCUUGUUUCGUUUCCGGAAAUAUUUCGAAUGUAAAACUAAUUGGUCUUCAUGUUGACUUUAAACGUUGCAAUAGAUAUGGAUUCAGAUCAAAGAUGUGCUAAACUUAAACGAACUGAUGGCACCACCUUUGAGAUAAGAGAUAUUUGUGGGGAAAAAGGAGGGAGGAUUGUGUAAGGGAGCGUUUAUGUUUAUUUCUGUGGCAGUAUCUAGGUUAUUCCUUUGUAACUCGCAUUUCUCACAUUCGUUUUUUUUUUCCCAAAGAUCCCCCAAAACUGCGUUGGCGUGUGUUAUUCUGAGCAAGCGCUCGCUGGUGUUGAGGCUCCAAAAACAAGUCCCAUAAACAAAGACAGCUGUUUCCGUUUCUCCGUCUCCAUGCUAUGAGGGAUGCGAUGGGUGGGAGAGAACUUCUCAUAUCAACACCUGGUAGCAAUUUUGGGUUAGUGAAGCGUCAUGAAGCUUCAAGAGAGAUUAGCAGUGAAUGCUGUCCAAGACCGCCAUGUGCUUUUUUCAUCGGCAUGUUGAAUCGUUUAUUAAAUUGAGUUGUCAUGCGGGUUUUAUAGGUUAAAUGAAUCAGUUAUAUAUUAGGGCAGGGUGAGCAUGCUGUGGCAGUACUGUUUGAUUAUUGUAUGGCAUAAUUAAUUGGUACUUCAAGGUAUUGCUGUAGUACUAAUGUAACGUAAAGGCCCCGAUAUGCUCAAAGCAAAACCAAAGAAUGAACUGCUGUGACGUCUCCAGUGACAGUUAGCUACUAAACAGGGUAGGUAGUGACAUGGAAAUCUUCACUGGUUAAUUUGUGAUGUUCAGUCUGUCAGAUGCGCACGUAAAGAUAUUGUUGCUAUUAAUAAGAGGUCACACACAAAUUGAAAACUAAUUGUCAUUUCAAUUCCAUGUACACUAAAAAUGCUUGGUUCCACACAUUUCCUUCAUGUUGUCCGAACACAAAUAGAUUGAGCUAACUUAAUUGUACACAUUUGAGUGGAUUGAACAUGAAACAAUUAAGUUGUUCCUAAAAAACUCAACAAUUGUUUUGCUUUAGAUCAUUUUAAAUAAGUACUUUCAACAAGCAGCAAAAAUAUGUUUUGAGUGCAUGACUUGAUUUGUCUGUAGAACACAAAAGGAAAUGUUUUGAAGAAUGUUAAUGCUGCAUCUAAGUGAAAAUUACAACAACAUCAAAAAACAAAUACAUUUUAUGUCUAGAGGCUUCAGAAGCCUUAGUGACAGAAAGACAGAUAUGCCAUAUAAUCAAAGAGUGUCCAAUUUGGCAUUGAUAACAACAAAUGUCAUUGGUUGUCAUAACCAGUGUCGAGGAAAGUUAUAUUUGAAACUAAUGCAUCACAAUAUUGAGUUAGUCUCCAAAAAAGUAACUAGUGGCGUCACUUAGUGACUUUUUAUGGAAAGUAAUGCGUUACGUUACUUUUGAGUUACUUUUUCCAACCCAGGCUCAUUCUGAAAACGUAGUCCCUUGGACGUUUCUAGAGACCGCGAAAUACGUUUCGGGAGGUACGUAUGGCUGCAGUUUUUGUUUUCGUGUAUCCGUAGGAGGUCGCUGUGUGUGCUUUUUCAUAUAUCGAAUGUCUCUCGGCUCCCGCAUUUUCUCGCGUAAACCCACCAGAGGCCUCUGAAUAAUUGACUGGGCGACCGGCCAAUCGACUGACCCC
Molecule: messenger RNA, 8181 nt
Organism: Danio aesculapii
Lineage: Eukaryota; Metazoa; Chordata; Actinopteri; Cypriniformes; Danionidae
Gene: nrp2a
Product: neuropilin 2a
Exons: 16
Coding region: 629-3337 (902 amino acids)
Biological process (GO): angiogenesis; vascular endothelial growth factor signaling pathway; axon guidance
Cellular component (GO): membrane
Molecular function (GO): semaphorin receptor activity; vascular endothelial growth factor receptor activity
Source: RefSeq, a predicted model, not a curated record